Molecule: messenger RNA, 3219 nt
Organism: Aphidius gifuensis
Lineage: Eukaryota; Metazoa; Arthropoda; Insecta; Hymenoptera; Braconidae
Gene: Sec63
Product: translocation protein SEC63 homolog
Exons: 5
Coding region: 416-2746 (776 amino acids)
Biological process (GO): post-translational protein targeting to endoplasmic reticulum membrane; SRP-dependent cotranslational protein targeting to membrane
Cellular component (GO): Sec62/Sec63 complex
Molecular function (GO): RNA binding; transmembrane protein transporter activity
Source: RefSeq, a predicted model, not a curated record
AUAGAAAAAAAGUGAUUGUAAUUCAGUUUGUUUGUCUAUCUUUACUCUUCCUCAUUGUUGCUCAUUAAAUUCAUCAUCAUCAUCAUUUUUUUAUAUUUAUUUUAUUUAUUAUUAUAAACGGCAUUAUUGUUUACGUGUGUAUGUAUAUAUAUGCUGAGUUGGCAAUAGCGUUACCGAAAUUGCUCCAAAGUGGAAGAAAUACCGUAACAUAACCUCAAAACCUGCAUGUUUCAUCAACCAAAAAAAAAUUCAACAAGACAAGAAAUUAAAAAAAACAUACACGGAAUAUGAAUAUAUAAAAUAAUUGUCACAUAAAUAAUAAACAUUAAAGUAUUUUUAUAUAUAUAUUCAAUUAAUAUAAACAAUUAAUAAUUAUUAAUUUAUAAAAUAUUGUUGUUUUUAUAUUGAAUGAGUUAUGAGUGGACAAAAAUUUCAGUAUGACGAGAGUGGUGUAACAUUUUUUUAUUUUUUAUUGUCAUUUUUGGCAUUGGUGCUUGUACCUGGUACAUAUUAUCUAUGGCCACGUUCACAAAAACGAGAUCCAGAUGAAGAAGAACGUGAAUGUCGUUGUUCAGGAUGUAUAAAAAAAAAAGAAAUAUUACUAUUAAAUAAUCCAUGGAAAGAAACAAGAUCAAGAUUACUAAAAUUAUUCAUCAUAAUUUGUUGGAUUGUAUUGGCAUUAUUAGCUUAUAAAGUAUCACAGUAUGAUGCUGAAAUGUCGAACUUUGAUCCUUAUGAAAUACUUGGUGUAUCAACAGGUUCAAGUGAACGUGAAAUUAAAAGAGCAUAUCGUAAAUUAUCACUUGUUCUUCAUCCUGACAAAGAAACUGGUGAUGAAAAAGCCUUUAUGAUAUUAACAAAAGCUUAUCAAGCAUUGACUGAUGAUGAGGCACGUAAAAAUUGGGAAAAAUAUGGUAAUCCAGAUGGACCAGGUGCAAUGAGUUUUGGUAUAGCAUUACCAUCAUGGAUUGUUGAAAAAAAAAAUUCAGUAUGGGUACUUGGUCUUUAUGCAUUAGUAUUUAUGGUUGCAUUACCAACAGCUGUUGGUAUGUGGUGGUAUAAAAGUAUACGUUAUACUGGUGAUCAAGUAUUACUUGCAACAACACAAGUUUAUUGGGGUUUAUAUUCAAUGACAUCAACAACAGCAUUAAAACGUUGUCUAAUGAUAUUAGCAGCAUCAUAUGAAUUUUGUAAAGGUGCUAAUCAAGAAAUUAUUGAACGUCAAUCAGAUAAUGAUGAGGUACCAUCAUUAAUUAAAAAAUUACCAAAUUUAGGUGAAAAAAAUAAAGAAACACCAUUAUGUCAUCUUUAUAGUAUAAAAGCACGUGCAAUAAUACAUGCACAUUUAUCACGUAUACAAUUAAAUCCUGAUACACUUGAAAAAGAUCGUCAAUAUAUUAUUAAAAAAUGUCCAUAUUUAAUACAAGAAAUGAUUAUGUGUGUUAAUCAAUUAAUAUUAUUAGCAUAUACUGGACGUGUACCACGUUUACCAACAAUUCAUACUAUUGAAAAUUGUAUGAAAUUAAGUCCAAUGAUUGUACAAGGUUUUUGGCAAUUUACAAAUCCAUUAUUACAAUUACCACAUAUUGAAGAAGAACAUUUAAAAUAUUUUUUAUCUAAAAAACGUAAAAUUAAAAGUUUACAACAAUUAGCACAACUUAAAGGUGAUGAAAGACGUCAAAUAUUACGUAAUUUUAAUGAUGAUGAAUAUGAUAAUAUUAUGAAGGUACUUGGUAAUAUGCCAUUUAUUGAUUUUAAAGUACAAAGUGAAGUUAUUGAUGAUGAUAAUCCAACAGUUUAUACUGCUGAAGCAAUUGUAACAGUAACUGUAACAUUAAUUAGAAAAAAUAUGCGUGAAUUAUUUGGUGAUGAAACAAUUAAAGAAAAUAUUAAUGAUGAUGAUGAUGAAGGUGGUAAAAGUGGUAAUGGUAAUGGUAAUGCUAAUGAUGAUAAUAAUGAUACUGUUACAAAUACAAAUGAUGAACAAAAUACAUUAAAUAAAAAAUCAUCAAAUGCACCAGCAUGGCUUAAACAAAAACGUGGACAAAAAAAAUUAAAUAAAAAAGGAAAACAAAAAAUUGGUAAAAAAAUAAUAACACCAAAAUUAAUUGGUAAUAAAAUUAUGAAUAAUAAUAAUAACAAUAAAAUAGAUGAUGAUAAAAAUGAUGAUUUAACCAAAGAUAAAACUGAUAGUUCUGAUAGUGAUGGUGAAAGUGAAAAAAGUGGUGGUGGUGGUGGUGGUGGUGAUGAUGAUAAUGUUAUUGAUGAAAAAAAAGAAGAUACAACACCAGAAGAUGAUGAUGCUGAAUGGGAUAAAUUUCAACAAAGAAUUGCUAAAAGAGAAAAAGUACUUGGACGUAGUAAUGUAUCACAUAAAGUACAUUGUCCAUUAUUUCCAGAUGUUAAACAAGAAUAUUGGUGGGUUUAUAUUUGUGACAGAAAAAGUCAUACAUUAUUAACAAGCCCAGUACAUGUUACUAGUUUAAUUGACAUUGAAGAAGUACAAUUAAGAUUUACAGCACCAACUUGGCCAGGUGUUUAUACAUUUUCAGUAUGUUUAAGAAGUGAUUCUUAUCUUGGUUUUUAUCAAACACAAGAUAUUAAACUUGAUGUUAAAGAAGCACCAGCAAUACCAACUCAACAUCCACAAUGGGAUAUAUCUGAUGAAGAAGAACCAGAAGAUGCUGAUGCUGCUGAUGAACAUUCCGAGUAUACAACUGACGAGGAUAUAAGUGACAAUGAAUAAAAUCUUCAAUAAUUAAUUUAUCAAUUAUUAAAUUAUGAUAAAUUUAUUUUUUUAUCAUGAAGAUAAUUUAAUAAAAUCUUCUAAAUUAUGCAUAAUAAAAACAAUAAUAAUUUAAUAUUCUACAAGAGCCAAUAUUCCAUUGUAAUCUUUUUUUUUUUUUUUCUUUUUUUUUCGAAAAAACUUAAUAGUAAUCGACAAUUUUAUUACACAACACAUUUUUCACGUUGAGUUUUUGAGUAUAUAAAAAAAGAGAAUUAAUAUUGUGAAUGUAUGUGUGAAAAAAUUUAGAUAAUUAAUUGUUGUAAUAAUUAAUAAAUAGUAUACUUGGAUAUAUAAACUAAAAAAAAUUAUCAUUCAAAUUAAUAAAAUUGAUUAAAAUAGUAAUAAAAAUUAAUAAUAAUGUGAAAAUGAAAUCAUUAUGGUAAAAAAAAAAUAAAUGAAAGAAAUAAUAAAAUUAUAUUAUUAUAUAAAAA